Capronia epimyces CBS 606.96 is the source of this 1158-nucleotide messenger RNA. RefSeq lists its product as uncharacterized. The transcript has 2 exons. Lineage: Eukaryota; Fungi; Ascomycota; Eurotiomycetes; Chaetothyriales; Herpotrichiellaceae. The coding region runs from base 1 to 1158 and encodes 385 amino acids. The record is from RefSeq and is a predicted model, not a curated record. Gene Ontology annotation, molecular function: GTPase activity.
AUGGCGGCCUCUCCUGUCGCGGUUGUCUGCAUCGGCAUGGCCGGUUCGGGCAAGACCACGUUCAUGCAGAGGAUUAACAACUAUCUGCACGUCAACAACAAGAAGCCAUACGUCCUCAAUCUUGACCCUGCAGUACUCAAUGUUCCUUUCCAAGCAAAUAUCGACAUUCGGGACAGUAUCAAUUACAAAGAGGUCAUGAAACAAUAUAACCUAGGCCCCAAUGGGGGUAUCCUUACCUCGUUGAACUUAUUUGCAACAAAGAUCGACCAGAUCAUUGGACUGCUAGAGAAGCGCGCCAACCCACCACCAGAAAGCUCGAUUGUGCCGCCCAAACAUUUCCUGGUUGACACACCAGGGCAGAUUGAGGCGUUCGUCUGGUCCGCUUCUGGCAGUAUCCUCUUGGAAUCGCUUGCCUCCUCCUUCCCCACGGUGAUCGCUUACAUUAUCGACACUCCGCGCACAUCAUCAACGUCGACUUUUAUGUCCAACAUGCUAUAUGCAUGCUCCAUUCUGUAUAAGACCAAACUCCCGAUGAUUUUGGUGUUCAACAAGACGGAUGUUCAGGAUGCCGAGUUUGCAAGAGAAUGGAUGACCGACUUCGAAAAGUUCCAAGAAGCACUUCACGAAGAGGAGAACAAAGGCGUCUUUGGGGGUGAAGGAUUUGGUGGUAGCGGCUACAUGGGCAGCCUGCUCAACAGUAUGAGUUUGAUGUUGGAGGAAUUUUACUCUCAUCUGAAUAUGGUGGCCGUCUCAAGCAUGACUGGCGAGGGUAUUGACGAUUUUUUUGACGCGGUUGAGGAGAAACGUAAAGAGUUUGAAAGAGACUACAAACCAGAAUUGGAGAAGAGGAGGAGAGAGCGAGAGAACGAGGCUGCCAGCAAACGUGAACAGGAUCUGACAAGAGUGAUGAGAGAUAUGAGCAUGGACGCCGCAACAAACGCGCCCGGGAAACAAUCUGCAAAGGGAGAUUCCGAAAGCGACGAAGAUGACGAUGACGAUGUCGACCCAGAUGAUUUCCCCGAUGCGGAGCGGGACGACGAUGACGAGGAAGGUCUCAAACGAAGAUACAAGAAUGCCUUACGGGAACAAGGGAUUCAGGUUGAUGACGAUGACCCGACUCUGAAGGCAAUGCUAGCACAAACUCGGCGGGCAGGAUGA